GCGGGGCGGGGCUCCGUGUCUGGCCGGCUGCCCUGGGCCUCCCCACAGGCGGGAAGAGGCGCCGCCCGCAAGGGCCGCUUUCCCGGUGAGGGUUGGCAAGCUGCUGAGGGAGUGCCAAGCGAGCCCGCCCCGCGCCGGAGGUUGUGGAGUCCGUAGUGUCGGAAGCUUCUCUUGUUUCAGGUAUUUCAUUUGUUCCCAAGACAACUUUAUACCUGUGUCAUGUAACAGAAGAGGCCAGAAACCAGCAGUCCAACAGAAGCGUGGAGCUUGUGAAGCAGGAUGAGCAUCUCUGGAAGCACAUGUGGGAGCCCUGGUUGUGCAGAUGUGCCCAGUGACUUUAAGGACCUUUGGACUAAAGUAAAAGAAUGCCAUGACAGAGAAGUACAAGGUUUACAAGUAAAAGUAACCAAACUGAAAAAGGAUCGAAUUUUAGAUGCACAAAGACUAGAAGAAUUUUUCACCAAAAAUCAACAACUGAGAGAGCAACAGAAAGUCCUUCAUGAAACCAUCAAAGUUUUAGAAGAUCGACUGAGAGCAGGAUUAUGUGAUCGCUGUGCAGUAACUGAAGAACAUAUGCGGAAAAAACAGCAAGAGUUUGAAAAUGUCCGGCAGCAGAAUCUUAAACUUAUCACAGAGCUUAUGAAUGAAAAGAAUUUUCUUCAGGAAGAAAAUAAAAAGCUUUCUGAACAGCUGCAGCAGAAAAUUGAGAACGAUCAACAUAAUCAAGCUAAUGAGCUUGACUCUGAAGAAAAUGUUAUUCCAGAUUCACCAAUAACAGCCUUUUCAUUUUCUGGAAUUAAUCGGCUACGAAGAAAGGGGAACCCCCAUGUCCGAUAUGUAGAACACACACAUGCUAGACCAGUGAAGACUGUGUGCACAAAUGGACUGAGUAAAGUUUCAAAGUCUUCAGCUCAUAUACAGCAUAAUGAAAAUGAAAUUCUGGUGGCUGACACAUGUGACCAAAGUCAAUCUCCUGUGUCUAGUAAGCAAGAAACACACGGAGGAAGCAGUUACCCCUCUGUCACAUCGUCAUCUUUUAAUUUAGCUACAGUUGUUGCUGAAACACUUGGACAGAGUGUUCAAGAAGAAUCUGAAUCUCAAGGUUCCAUGAGCCCUCUUGGUGAUGAGUUGUAUCACUGUCUGGAAAAAGACAAGAAACAACCUUUUCAGGAAUCUACAAGAAAUAAUGAAGAUAUGUUAAGAGAAAAGUCUUCCACUCUUAAUUCAAUCAGACUUUCAGAUUCUGCUUCAAGGACUCCUCCUCAAGAAGAAUUGACGGUUCGGGUGUCAUCUCCUGUAUUUGGAGGCACUUCUAAUGUGAAAAGUGGACUAGAUCUGAAUGCAACUGUAUCGCCUUCUCUUUUAGAGACUGGGAAAAAAAACCGUUUCAAAAUAACACCUUUCGGCAAUACUUCUAGCUCCAGAUCUGAGAAAACUAGGUCAAAGUCUGAAGAUGGUGCCCUUUCUACACAUGUUCUUGGGUCUGAAGCAAAGGAGAGGUGUAAGGUCGUUAGCCAAUCAUCUGCUCAUAAGCAGAUGCUUAUUAGUAGGAAUAUAAAUGAAGCCACAGGCAAACAGGAUAGUAUUGACCACAUUAAAGAUGCUACAACAGAUAGAGACAAACACUUGGGACGCCUGAAAUUACUGGGAAGCAAAACAUCCAAAAGAAAGAAAACUGAGGAAGAAGGUGAAGAUGAAGUCAGCUGCCCCCAAGCCUCUUUUGAUAAAGAAAAUGCAUUUCCUUUUCCGGUUGAUAGUCACCUUUCCAUAAAUGGAGACUACAUGAUGGAUAAGCCUCUGGAUCUGUCUGAUCGAUUUUCAGCUGAUCAGCGCCGAGAGAAAAAUCAAGGAAGUGAAACUUCUAAAAUCAGAUUUAGACAAAUGAAUCUCUUUGAGACUUUGAAGCCCAUUUCAAAAGGCUCUUCCAGCUGCAAGGCUUUGAAUGGGAGCUGUAUGUCAAGUAGAGAGUCUCCAGAGGAGCCAUGUUUCCAAGAGUGUGUCCUCCAAGUCUUGAGUAGAUCUUCUCCAGACAGUAAAACACAACUGCAAAUAAAGGAAGAAGCCCCUACCUUUAAGGUCCCCCCACACCCUUGUGAAGGCCUGGAGACAGAGAAAGUUUUUGAUGACAUACAGGAUGCUGGCUCUCAUGAGCCAAUGAAAACUAAAAGCAGGCCAGUUCAUGGAGCAUGUGAACUUGCAUCAGUUCUCCAAUUAAAUCCAUGUAGAAUUGCUAAAGCAAAGUCUCUGCAAAACAAUCAAGAUGUAUCCUUUGAAAAUAUCCAGUGGAGUGUAGAUCCAGGAGCAGACCUUUCUCAAUACAAAAUGGAUGUUACAGUAAUAAAUUCAAAGGAUGCAAGUCAGUCAAGAAUAUCAAGAGGGGAGACAGUGGACAUGGACUGUACAUUGGUCAGUGACACUAUGCUGCUGAAAGUGAAGAAGCAGGAGCACAGUGAGGAAAAAAGCCCAGCUGGAGAAAGAAAAAUGGAUGAUAGUUUGGAAGAUAUGUUUGACAGGACAACUCAUGAAGAGUAUGAAUCAUGUUUGCCAAAUAGCUUCCCACAGGUGGCAGGUGAAGAAGAGAAAUUGCCAGCUACCCUCAAGAAACCCAAUGCUAAUGGUGAUAAACAGAACAAAGUCAAACAGAAAUCAUUUGUGGAACCGUAUUAUAAAGAUGAUGAAAGAGAGAAUGGCUUACAAAAUUUUCCUCAUAUUGAGGUGGUUCGGAAAAAAGAAGACAGAAAAAAAUUGCUUGGACAUACAUGUAAGGAAUGUGAAAUUUAUUACGCAGAAUUUCCAGCAGAAGAAAGAGAAAAGAAACUGGCUUCCUGCUCAAGACACCGAUUCCGCUACAUUCCACCCAACACACCAGAGAAUUUCUGGGAAGUUGGCUUUCCUUCCACUCAGACUUGUAUGGAAAGAGGUUACAUUAAAGAAGAUCUUGAUCCAUGUCCUCGUCCAAAAAGACGGCAGCCUUACAAUGCAAUGUUUUCUCCAAAAGGCAAGGAGCAGAAGACAUAGAUGCUGAAGCAAAGCAGGGUAGAAGGCAGUUUCUGUAUUGUUGUUUCAGCUAUUUAUAUAUAAGAUCCAUAUGUUAGACAUUUUUUUAUUUUCUUUAAGCUGGUUUAUAAAUCACUUUUCUGUUAAUAUGUUUAAAUGACAUACCCAUCAUACAAAUAUUUAAAAUGUAGAUAAGUUUAUGUUGUAUUUUCUUUUAUACCUUUAAAGCAAUAGAGUGCUUUUUUUUUUUUUUGCAUUCUUAAGAGUUGUUUAUUUCUUUGAGGGAACAAUUACAAUUUGAAAAUAUAGUAAGUCUAGUUUGUGA
Erinaceus europaeus (western European hedgehog) is the source of this 3322-nucleotide messenger RNA. It is a transcript of the gene RBBP8, whose product is annotated as RB binding protein 8, endonuclease. Bases 280 to 3018 code for a protein of 912 amino acids. Gene Ontology annotation, biological process: double-strand break repair via homologous recombination; DNA double-strand break processing involved in repair via single-strand annealing. The transcript has 19 exons. Lineage: Eukaryota; Metazoa; Chordata; Mammalia; Eulipotyphla; Erinaceidae. Gene Ontology annotation, molecular function: flap-structured DNA binding; double-strand/single-strand DNA junction binding; damaged DNA binding. The record is from RefSeq and is a predicted model, not a curated record. Gene Ontology annotation, cellular component: site of double-strand break.